AUGGCUGCAGCCAUGCAAAAGGUACAACCAGAGCAGACAGCUCAGAGCGCUGAAGAGGAAACAUUUGGACCUAUGCCACUAGCAAAAAUAGAGGGUAACGGAAUUAAUGCUGCAGAUAUAAAAAAGCUGGAAGAAGCAGGUUUCUUCACUGUUGAAUCUGUAGCAUUUGCUCCAAAGAAAAUGUUACUGGCAAUCAAAGGGAUCAGUGAAGUGAAAGCUGACAAGAUUGUGGCAGAAGCUGCCAAGCUUGUACCCAUGGGUUUUACAACGGCCACAGAAUUUCACCAGAAAAGAUCAGAAAUAAUACAGGUAACCACUGGUUCCAAGGAGCUUGAUAAAUUGUUGCAAGGUGGUAUAGAGACUGGGUCCAUUACUGAAAUAUUUGGUGAAUUCCGGACAGGGAAGACACAGCUCUGUCACACACUUGCUGUCACAUGCCAGCUACCAAUUGAUAUGGGAGGAGGUGAAGGGAAAGCUAUGUACAUUGAUACUGAAGGAACUUUUCGUCCAGAGAGACUUUUGGCAGUUGCAGACAGAUAUGGGCUUUCAGGCACAGAUGUCCUUGACAAUGUAGCAUACGCCAGGGCAUACAACAGUGACCAUCAAAGUCAGCUUCUGAUUCAGGCUGCAGCAAUGAUGGCAGAGUCUCGAUAUGCCCUUCUGGUUGUAGACAGUGCCACCGCGCUGUACAGAACAGACUAUGCUGGGCGUGGGGAGCUGUCUGCUAGACAAAUGCACCUGGCUAGAUUCCUCAGGAUGUUGCUACGCCUGGCUGAUGAGUUUGGAGUGGCUGUAGUUAUAACAAACCAAGUGGUGGCACAAGUGGACGGAGCGGCCAUGUUUGCAGCAGAUCCCAAGAAGCCAAUUGGUGGAAACAUAAUAGCACAUGCAUCCACUACCAGAUUGUCACUGAGAAAAGGUCGAGGAGAGACAAGGAUCUGCAAAAUCUACGACUCCCCGUGUCUUCCAGAGGCUGAGGCCAUGUUUGCAAUUAAUGCAGAUGGUAUUGGAGAUGCUAAGGACUAG
Messenger RNA from Candidula unifasciata, 1026 nucleotides. Lineage: Eukaryota; Metazoa; Mollusca; Gastropoda; Stylommatophora; Geomitridae. The record is from the annotation of a GenBank genome assembly.